CGCGACGUCAAUUUUCUGCGACUAUCUGUAAUAGACACUUCCCAUGUGAACAACUUUCACCAAAAUGAUCCUUAAUUAAAGGUUUAAAGUGGGAUGGUGACAGCAGCUGCAGAAUUGUGAGAAAAAAGCCGCGUCUUUUCCUGUCUGUGGCUACCAUCUUUGUCUCUCAGACCCAAUGGCCAGCCGCCUUUUGGGCAGAUGUUCCCGUCUGCUCUGCAGGUCGUCCUCCCAGGCCUCAGCUGCUGCUGCUGCCGCUCACCUACCUCUACCUGCUGCUGGGCCUGUAGAGUUUCAAAGGGCCAAGGCCUGGCCAUGGGUCACAGAGAGGUCAAUGUGCGAAAGAACAACAGUUAACAAGGAAGACCACUAUCCAGUGAGCCCUACUCGCACCCAGCUGGAUGAGCUGGUGGACAAGGCAACAGUGCCAGAGGACAUACUGUCUGCUUGGGCAGAGUAUGAAGGAAAUGGGAAUCAAGCUGCCAGUGCCCUCAUGAAGUGGGCUCAGUUGAUGCUAAAGACGAAGGGGAAGUUUAAGGGACACCAACCAGAAGUCAUGAUGGAUUCAAGGCUACUGAAUAUGAUGAAUACUCUAUCUCGGCAGGUGUCUUCUGUGUGGAACAGCAAUCUAGUGUCUGUCUUGCGAACUCUCUGGAUUAUGGGAGUUCCCCCUGAUGAUCCGGUGCUCAGUUCUGUCCAGAUGGAGGUCCUGUGGAGAAUCCGAAAGCUAGCAUACAAGCAGCUGGGCUACUUGGUAGACUGGGGAGCCACCAGGAAAGGACAGCGUGAUGUUGAAAUAGUAAACACUGCGCUUAAACAACUGGAACUACGCUGGACUGAAAUCGCUGAUGCAAAAGCUGUCAGCUCGCUUAUAUCCAAAGGAGAACGCAUGUCAUCUAGUUUGAUGGACAGACUGGAGGACAAGGCUUUGGAGCUCGCAGAGGGCUUUUCAGGGGAGGAUAUUCGCAAAGUCUGUGUAACUUUGGCAGCUCAGAGUCGCAGAAGUGUCCCACUUCUAAGGGCUCUGUCCUACCACCUCCUCCAGAAGCCCUCAACAGAGUUCACCACACCUUUGAUAAUGGACAUGGCCUUUGCAUACGGGAAAUUGAGUUUCCACCAUUCUCAGGUAUUUCAGCGAAUGGCCUCAGAGUUGUUGCCUAGAGUCCCUGAGCUCAGUUCUGCUGAUGUCACACGAUGUGCUAAGUCGCUUGGUUUUCUCAAAUGGCUCCACAUGCCUCUUUUUGAAGCCUUUGCUGAGCACUGCACAGCAAACAGCAGCAAGUACAGUACUCCUCAGCUGUGUAAUCUGCUCAUGACUUUUGCCAGAUUGGGCUUUCAGCCCAGCAAAGGAGAAGAGUUCUUUAACAAGGUGCACUCUGUGUUGGAGGAGGCUCUCUCAGGCCUGGAACCCUUUCUGAAAACAGAUGUGGUUUGGUCCCUGUGUGUACUACAGCAGGCUAAGCCCCACUAUCUCAUUCCCCUCAUACAACAAAAUCAUGUUACCAAACUUUCAGAGGGCAGUCCAGCUCGAGUGGAGAACUACAAGCUGAAGCUCUUGCAUAUUGCUGCUACUCUCAGCUUAGAGCAUCCUGGCUCAUCAGAUACUCUGUCCUCUCAGAGUGUCCUGUCUGUCCCGGCCAACAACUCCCCCCUGUCCACUGUGCAGAGCACCCUAAGAGAAACAUUACUGAAGUUGGUGGGUGGGAAGUCAGAGGCCCUCCGCACAGGUGUUGACACAGUGUAUGGAUGGACUGUUGAUGGUGAACUGAUUGUGGAUUCUGACAACAAACCACUUGACAUAUUAACAAUUAAAGCCCCUCAUCUACCAAGUGGAGGUGGAGAUCAGGCUUUACCCGUUGGAGCACGACGGGUAGCGUUCUUAGCUUGGGAAUUUCCCAACUUUGGCUCAAAGAGUAAAGACCUUCUGGGACGUUUUGUCAUGAUGAAGCGACAUCUUCAGCUGGCUGGCUUCAUCACAGUGGAGGUGCCAUAUUAUGAGUGGCUGGAGCUGAAGACAGAGUGGCAGAAAUUAGCCUACCUCAAGGAUAAAAUGGGGAAGGCUGUGGCCGAGGACAUGGCCAAGUGAACCAGGCAACAUUUGCAGGCUCAGCUAAAUCAGAGCUUUCCCAAUCAAAUGGGACCACAGGGAAUACUCACACCCACGUUCACACUCACAACAGAGCAGCAUUGCAGAGAAGCUCUCAUUUACUGGCAGGAAAAAAAGGAAGAAAAAAACCCCCAUAUUUUCAAUCUGGUUCCCUUGGAAACGUGUGGGGCUUUCCCUGUUUCCAUGGUGAUGACAAAAAAAGAGUUUUGGAGCCAGAGAGCGACAGAAAUAAACACGGGGUCUUCUGCAGAAAUUAUAUGAUCGAAGACUAAGUCAUCUGUGGUGACGAGGCAAAACAGAAGCACUGCAGUUGUGUUUAAAUUUGGUCCAAAUUGUUCCAAAUACCAGAGCGUGAAUAUAUUGAAAUAAUUUAUCUGUGAAUGUGUGUCAUCUUGUGAUGGAAUAAAUUGCUUUGUAGCCAUUUUUA
Molecule: messenger RNA, 2531 nt
Organism: Archocentrus centrarchus (flier cichlid)
Lineage: Eukaryota; Metazoa; Chordata; Actinopteri; Cichliformes; Cichlidae
Gene: fastkd4
Product: transforming growth factor beta regulator 4
Exons: 11
Coding region: 176-2083 (635 amino acids)
Biological process (GO): regulation of mitochondrial mRNA stability; mitochondrial RNA processing
Cellular component (GO): ribonucleoprotein granule; mitochondrial matrix
Molecular function (GO): RNA binding
Source: RefSeq, a predicted model, not a curated record